Molecule: messenger RNA, 3180 nt
Organism: Brenthis ino (lesser marbled fritillary)
Lineage: Eukaryota; Metazoa; Arthropoda; Insecta; Lepidoptera; Nymphalidae
Source: the annotation of a GenBank genome assembly
AUGUCUUUAUCAACUAGUCGCCAACAAUUCUUGGCGUACGAAUCCCACAACGAAGAAAAUAUUCAAUAUGGAAGAAAGGGCGGCAUUUUUAUUUCUACCUGCAUAUGUAUCGGUUUCAUUAUAUUCGCUGUUUUAAUCGCUGUGCUUGUUGGCUUAAUCGUCUUUUACAUCACUUAUUUCAAGAUAUCACAAAAAUCGGCUGAUUUUUGGGAUGAUACAGAGCCAUUUGCCCAGACAGGCUCACCUUCACCAGAUUUACGCCUUCCACCUUACGUAGUGCCAAGCUUUUAUAGAUUAAAAAUAAAAGCUGAUUUGGAAAACUCUACAUUCAAUGGUGAUGUUUACAUAACAAUAAAAGCAACUAAAAAAGUUCAAGAAAUUGUCUUACAUUCAAAGAAUCUAAACAUAACUAAUACUGUAACAUUAACUGAACAAAUAUAUGAGAAUGUGGAAACUUUACAUACUAAAAGAUUCAAGCGAGAAAAAAACAGUACAAUAUAUGAAAAUGCGAAUAUUACAGAACAAAAUGUUACAGAUAAUAAUUUGAAUGAAACAGAGAAUACAACUUUUCUUCCUGUUGAAACAACUACAACCUCUUUAAACACACAAGUGUCUCAUAGUAAUGUAAGGAAUAUAAAAAUAAAAUCUAUGGUGUUUAGUACUGGAGAUAGACUAAUCCUGUCUCUUGGGUCGCCUCUGACUCCUAAUGUUGAUUACACCCUUCAAAUAUCCUUUGCUGGACAGAUAUUGAAUGCCUUAACUGGUUUCUACAAAAGUUCUUAUACAGAAAACAACACUGAUAUCAGGCAGCUUGCUGUAACACAAUUUGAACCUACCUCAGCCAGAGCAGCUUUUCCAUGUUUUGAUGAACCAAUGUUCAAAGCAAAGUUUGAAAUAAGUAUAGCUCAUAGACAAAAUGUAUCUGUAUUGUCUAAUAUGAAGGUAGCUACUGAAGAACCUAUUGAAUCAGAACCAGGUUGGCAAUGGACGCAUUUCGAUAGAUCAGUAAAGAUGUCCACAUACUUAGUGGCCUACGUUUUAUCAGACUUCAACAGUAUUGAAACCAGUUACUUGAGUAAAGACAAUGUGACCAAACCCAUUCGUAUCUGGACGCGACCAUCUUUGAUAUCUAAAGCGAAAUACGCUUUAAGUAUAACUCCUAAACUCCUGGCUCUCUAUGAAGAUGUGUUUGGUUUGCCGUACGCAUUGGAUAAGUUAGAUCUUAUAGCUAUUCCAGACUUCUCAAGCGGUGCUAUGGAAAAUUGGGGCUUAAUAACUUUCAGAGAAACAGCAUUAGUUUACGAUGAGAAGAACGGUGUGCCCCGUGAGAAACAGAAUGUGGCUAUAGAUAUAGCGCACGAGCUGGCACAUCAGUGGUUUGGUAACUUGGUCACUAUGAAAUGGUGGACGGAUUUGUGGCUAAAUGAAGGAUUUGCGACGUACAUAGAGUAUGUUGGUGUUAAUCAUAUAAUACCAGAGUGGAAUAUGUUGGAUGAAUUCACUCAAGGCAAAAUGGACCUGCUACGUACAGACGCACUGAAAAACAUCUCGCCGGUGUCACGAGAAGUGAUAGACGCGUCCGAAAUAGCGCAGAAGUUCGAUGAAAUAUCUUAUUCUAAAAGCGCAAGUUUGAUAAGAAUGCUAAAUCAUACGAUAUCCAGUCAAUUGUUCCACGAAGGGCUUGUAAUAUAUUUGAAUAAAUGGAAAUAUCAAAACGCUGAAGAGAAUGACCUAUGGCAAGCGAUGUCGCAAGCGACCAAAGCAGAUCCCAAGUUGAAAGAUCCGUCUGUGACAGACUUCAUGAACUCCUGGACCAGACAGCCCGGGUACCCGGUGGUGAAUGUUUACAGGAAUUAUUCUACCGGCUUCAUUACAUUCACACAAAAGAUAUUCCAAAGUACAAAAAAUACAAACAAAAUCAAAAAGGAUCAAAUAUGGCGUAUACCAAUAAGUUAUGCCACAUUGGAUGUUCCCAUACAAAAUAGAAGUACAGCUCCUAAGCUAUGGUUGAACAAGAGGAGCCUCACAACUAACAUACCGUUGAAUAAUACAAACGCUUUGUAUGUAAAUGUUGAUGCGAUUGGCUACUACAGAGUGAACUACGAUCAAAGGAACUGGGAGUUACUUAGUAAAGCUUUAAAAUCAAACACCAUAAAUAGUCCUGUAAUAAAAGCCCAAUUGAUCGACGAUGCCUUCAAUUUGGCAAAGUCCGGACAACUCAACUAUAGCUACGCUUUAGGAUUGACCACUUGUGUUAUAAAUGGUGAAAACUCGAAGAUGGUUUGGGAUCUUCUUCUAAAUAACAUGGCGUUUUUACAUCAGAAUCUAAAAUCUACAUCUGGAUAUAUAUAUUUUGAGGAUUACAUGAGAAUAAUAUUAAAGAAACAAUUGCAAAAGCUAAACUACGGUUUAACACCACCGAAGGACGACAACGAAGCGUUCAUAAUAGAGAAUUUGGUUAUGUGGGAGUGUUUGGUCGAAUCGCCUAGAUGUUUGAAGUGGGCUCGCGAUGAGUUUGAAAAAUGGAUAGAAAAAUCAGACUUAGAUGGUAAUACAAUACCAACAUAUCUACGCUCAUUGGUAUACAACAUGGCGAUCAAAUAUGGCAGCCGAAAGGAGUUUGAGUUCUUUUUAAGUUUGUUCAACAACUCUACUGAUCCUAAUGUGAAGAGCAUAAUUAUAAGUUUGCUUCCGAGUGUCAAAGAUGAAGCGUUGAUUACUUUGUUAUUAGAGAAGAGUCUGAACGAACUGCCGAGUCAAUACGCGAGUGCGGUGUGGAACGUCGACCCGCCGAUAGGAACGAGGGUGGCGCAAGACUUUCUGAUAGCCAACUUUGAUCGUGUAUACAAUAAGUUCAAUGAAAUGGACUCCUUCAUGUUCCAGUCCGUAUUGAAUGGGGCCUUUGGUUUUAUUAAAGAUGGCAAUGAGUUAGAUAAGUUAAAACAAUUCGCAAUCAAACACAAACAGAAGUUAAUGCCGAUGUCGCAGACAUUGCAAAAGAUUGUUGACACCGCAGUGUUGAGGAUCGACUGGAUAAAGGAACAUUCUGUGGGGAUCAAUGAGUGGUUUAAGCAAUAUUUUACUACUGAUAAAAAUACACAUACGACCACAACUUCACAGGAACCCGCCAUUGAAAACACAACAAUAAGUUUAUCACCUAAUGCAACUAUAUCUAGUCGU